AUGCUCACCAUGUUGAGAAGCGCGAGCAAGCCAUACGUAUGCUGGCGGUGUCUCACAACCAGGACGCCGCUGUCCCCUGUGGCUAGCGGAUCCCGACUCGCUCCACGGCUUCGACAUGCCUCAUCUGAGAUUUCCCAAAGAUCGUAUGCUGGUAUACAGUACCAUCCCCGCGAGGGCGCCGUCGGCGGUGGCCCAGGAGGAAAGGGACGAGGCAGAGGAAGAGGUGGUGGUGGUGGUGGUGGUGGCCGCCCCAUAACCGCCGCUACGGGCGAGGAGAUGGCCCUCAUCCGCGAAAAGUCGGACAUCAGGCAGCGCCUGCGGGAGUGGGAGUCCAUGAACCACGAGCCCUCUCGUCGCCUGCUCCAGGACAUGCCAACCCACGACACCCCGCUGUCCAACUACCUGACCCGGCCGGACACGCUCCCCGGCGCCAUGGAUACGAGCAAUGACGAAAGCGAGCUGCAGAGGAACAGUCGGAAGAACCGAUCGCUUUUCGAGGCUGACGAGCUCUCCGAUUUGCGCGGCUCCACGUCGGCCCUCGUCGCCGGCGACUUGGUCGAGACGAGAUAUGGAAGCGGACGCCUGCCGGUCCUGGCCGUCUGUCUAGGACGCCAUCACGGCCUGCAGUAUUUCUACAUGAGCUCGGGCGAGGUCCUCCCCGAAAGCAACAUCCGCACGCUCUUCACCCUCACCAGCUUCACCAGCCCUGCCAAGUUCCAGCCGCUGGUUGACAUCCUGCCCGAGGAGCCCGUCACCAAACCGCGCAACGUCUUGGUCCACAAGCACGACCCGGCGGCUCUGAAGGCGGCUUCUCGCCUGCAGGGGGAGCUCAUCAAGUUCUACCAGGACUCCGUCACCUUCUACCAGUCCCACCUGACGCUUGACACCGCCAGCAGCUUUCUGGCCCACCCGGACAAGACGUUGUAUCUCAACCUGGAGGAGAUAGCGGAGAAGCUACUGCCCGACUAUCUCAGGCAGCAGGGUAGGUUCCUCCCGCAUGCCCUCUACGCCGUGCACACGGCGCUGCAACGCGACACCUGGGGCUUCCGCCCGCUGAACAUGAAGUGGCACCGGCGCAAUUACAUCUACGAGGUCCGGUCCGUCUCCGAACUCCGCAUCCUGCGCAAGGUCGAGAAUCAGGUCCGCGAACUGGUCGAGGGCGCCGCGCUGCGCGACGACCCAGCCUCCUCGCUGUCGUUGCUUAGGCAGAACAGCCUUGGCUCCUUCAUCCUCAAGGCCCGCGGCGUCAUCAGGGCCAACCGCCUGAGGCGCGAGUGGACGCCCCACGGUAUGAUCGGUCCCAGCGACGAGGGCGCCAACAACCACACCGCGUGGACCAAGCAGGAGCUCGAUUACAUCCGCUUCAUGGAGCUCUGGUCCUGCCACCGCAUCGUGCCCAACCCCUCGCAGCUCGAGAGCCUCGGCUCCACAAUCCUCAGGCUGACCGACGUGUACAACGACGCCGACUGGCUCGCCCACUGGACCGGCUUCACCUUCCUUCAGGAGAUCGGCUGGAUCCCGCCCUGGGAGAUCCCUGCCCGCUACGAGUACAGGUUCCCCGACACCCAGGUCCAGAGGGGCACCGGGAUGGUCAUGCCCCUCGUCGACGUGAACGGCUCUCUCCGGCCCGAUCUCGCCCAGGGCCACCGCCGGGACUGGGGCGAGACGACCGUCUUCUGCGUCGACUCGGAGCAGACGGCCGACGUCGACGACGGCUUCUCUGUUGAGCCGGCCGAGAGUCCCGGCGAGCACUGGAUCCACGUCCACAUCGCCGACCCCGCGUCGCGCAUCGACCCCAAAUCCGACCUCGCCCGCCAGCUCGAGAGGACCCCGUCCAGCUUGUACCUGCCCGGGUUUCCCAACAAGAUGUUGCCGCGCGACCUCGAGCAGCAGUUCUCCCUCGAUCCGGGCCAGCCGGCCCUGACCUUCAGCGCCAAGGUCAACGACCGCGGCGAGAUCCUGGACUACAAGGUCGAGCCGGGCACCCUCCAGAACGUCCUCCAUGUGCCCAAGGACGAGGUUGCUGCCGUUCUGCCCCGCGACCCCCAGCAGCAGCCUGCGGACGGUUCCACCGACGUCUUCGCCGUCGGCAUCCCUCCCGCGCCGCCGCAGCCCGUGAAGCGCAUCACUAGGGCCGCCGACCUCUCCCAGAAGGACAGGGACGACCUCGUCCUCCUGAACAGGCUCUGUGCGGCUCUCAAGGACCGCCGCGUCGAGAAGGGUCAGCUCCCGCAGCUUCAACCCCGCUUCAGUUCUCCCGAGGUCUCCCUUGACAACGUCGUCGUUGACGGCUCCCCGGACGUGUCCAACUCCUCAGUGUCUUGGAAGGGCGACCCCUUCAUCAGGUUCACCGAGCCGCGCCCCACAGCCGCCGACCGCCUCGUCGAGCGCCUCAUGCACACCGCCGGCGAGGUCGCCGCGAAAUGGUGCAGCGCCCGCAACAUCCCCGUCCCCUACAGCACCCAGCCCGAGGCCCUCCACAACCAGGCCGCGCUCGCCUCCUACCGCGCCGCCCAUGUCGACCCCGUCGCCGCCCGCGGUGAUCCGAUCCCCGUCGACGUCCUCUACGGCCUCUUCACCCUUGUCGGCAGCUCGGAGCUCACCGCCACCCCGUCCCCCUUCUACUCGGUCGGCCUCGACGCCUACGCCAAGGCCUCGAGCCCCCUCCGCCGCUUCGCCGACCUCGUCGUCCACUGGCAAAUCCACGCCGCCCUCGCCCGCGAGCGCGAGACGGGCCGCUCCCUCGCCGGCCAGGACUGCUCCGAGGCCUCCGACUUCCUCCCCUGGACCCUCUCCACCCUCGCCCCCGCCCUACCCACGCUGCAGGCUCGCCAGCGCCAGAUCAAGGAGGUCGACAACCGCGACGGGCCGACGCAGUGGGUCGCGCAGGCCCUCCUCCGCGCCUGGCGCUUCGGCGAGGCGGCCCUCCCCAAGACCUUCACCUUCGUUGUCGACGGGCUGUACCCCUUCGGCCUGCGCGGCCGCCUCGAGAGCUUCUACAACCUCUCGGCGUCGGUCGACGUCUCGCGCCUCGCCGCCGUCGCGAGGCUCGCCGAAGUCCAGGUCGACGACCGCUUCGAGGUCGAGAUCGCCAACAUCAACGUCGUGACGACGCGGAUCGCCGUCCAGCCUCUGCGGAGGCUCACGCCGGCGGAGGCAGAGGAGAGCAAAGGCCGCGUGCCCAGUCCCGCGGACGCCGCGACGUUGGAUGCCGUGCCUGCCUGA
This is a messenger RNA of Colletotrichum higginsianum IMI 349063, 3225 nucleotides long. RefSeq names its product RNB domain-containing protein. Bases 1 to 3225 code for a protein of 1074 amino acids. NCBI's taxonomy places the organism in Eukaryota, Fungi, Ascomycota, Sordariomycetes, Glomerellales, Glomerellaceae. Gene Ontology annotation, cellular component: exosome (RNase complex); P-body. The transcript has 3 exons. Gene Ontology annotation, biological process: mRNA catabolic process. The record is from RefSeq and is a predicted model, not a curated record. Gene Ontology annotation, molecular function: RNA binding; 3'-5'-RNA exonuclease activity.